UAAUUCCCUUUGUCGUCUCUUUUCUUCUUCUCUGAGCUCGAAGAGGAAGAUGACGGUGGAAGCAGUGAACCCUAAGGCGUAUCCGCUAGCAGAUUCUCAGCUAUCGAUAACAAUCCUCGAUCUUGUUCAGCAGGCUACUAACUACAAGCAGCUCAAGAAAGGAGCUAAUGAAGCUACCAAGACAUUAAACCGUGGAAUCUCUGAGUUCGUGGUUAUGGCUGCCGAUGCAGAGCCCCUCGAGAUUCUUCUUCAUCUUCCUUUGCUUGCCGAAGAUAAGAAUGUGCCGUAUGUGUUUGUACCUUCGAAACAAGCGUUGGGAAGAGCAUGCGGUGUAACAAGACCUGUGAUCGCUUGUUCGGUAACAUCGAACGAGGCAAGCCAGUUGAAAUCACAGAUUCAGCAGCUCAAGGAUGCUAUAGAGAAGCUCCUGAUCUAAGAGGGUUUUGUUCUCGGUAUGAAGAGCCUCCCUGCAGGGUUGGGAAAGGCUCUGACUGAAGUUAGUUUGUGCAACUAAGCAAUUUAAUUCACGAAUCUACUCAUUUUAAAGUUUGUAUUUCGGAGUUUUUAGAUAAUUUGCAGCGAAUGUAUGUUAUUUGGAACAUCACUUUCAUUAAUGCAAUGGAGUUUCGGUUUUUGUGUUAAAGAAAUAAAAAUUGACGAGCUCUUCUAGACC
This is a messenger RNA of Eutrema salsugineum, 673 nucleotides long. RefSeq names its product NHP2-like protein 1. The record is from RefSeq and is a predicted model, not a curated record. Gene Ontology annotation, cellular component: U4/U6 x U5 tri-snRNP complex; nucleolus; small-subunit processome. Lineage: Eukaryota; Viridiplantae; Streptophyta; Magnoliopsida; Brassicales; Brassicaceae. The transcript is spliced from 2 exons. Bases 50 to 436 code for a protein of 128 amino acids. Gene Ontology annotation, molecular function: RNA binding. Gene Ontology annotation, biological process: maturation of SSU-rRNA; ribosome biogenesis; mRNA splicing, via spliceosome.